Molecule: messenger RNA, 2353 nt
Organism: Leptopilina heterotoma
Lineage: Eukaryota; Metazoa; Arthropoda; Insecta; Hymenoptera; Figitidae
Product: probable E3 ubiquitin-protein ligase bre1
Exons: 1
Coding region: 1-2103 (700 amino acids)
Biological process (GO): proteolysis
Molecular function (GO): zinc ion binding; aspartic-type endopeptidase activity; nucleic acid binding
Source: RefSeq, a predicted model, not a curated record
AUGACAGAUAUCGAGAGACAAUUGGAAGAAUUACACGAUUUAUCCGACGACAACAUGAGGGAACGACUAGCGGAACUUGGACUUCCAUUAACCGGAUCAACCGCUAAUUUAAGAGAAAGACUUCGAAAAGAGCUGACGAAAGAUCAUCAAUUAACCAUCAACGACGACGAUCACGACGCUUUGACAGAUGAUGAAGUAAACAUAAAUUCUUUAAAACUAAAUGAAUUAAAAUUUAGAUUACGACAAUUGGGUUUGUCAAUCAUAGGAAAUAAACCGGAAUUAAAAAAUCGUUUACUAGAAGCAUUAGAAAGCAUAAAUCAAGAACCCAAUUUAAGAGGCUUUACCGAAGAAGAACAAAAAGAAUACGAAAAGCAAAGACGAGAAGAUGAACAAAGACGAGAAGAUGAGCAAAGACGAGAAGAUGAACAAAGACGAGAAGAUGAGCAAAGACGAGAAGAUGAGCGAAGACGAAAAGAUGAGCAAAGACGAGAAGACGAGCAAAGACGAGAAGAUGAGCAAAGACGAGAAGAUGAGCAAAGACGAAAAGAUGAGCAAAGACGAAAAGAUGAAUUAAGACGAGAAUAUAAUCUAAGACGAGAAAAUGAGGAAAUACAAGAAAAUGAACUAAGACGAGAAAAUGAACGAAGAAGGCAAAAUGAGCAAAGACGUCAAAAUCAACAAAAAAAUCAAAUUCAAUCAUAUUCUAAUGAUAUUGAUUAUCAACAAUCACCUACGAGUUACGACAGAAGAGAUCAAAUUAAUUCAAGAAAUCAAUCUCACUCUUCGAUAAUAACCUUCAAAGACAUAGAGGGCACGUUAGACUUCUUCAGCGGUGAUGAUGGUCGAAAUAUUCAACAUUGGAUAAGCGAAUUUGAAGAUACAGCACAAAUAUGUGAAUGGAACGAAACAUACAAAGCAAUCUACGCAAAACGUUUACUGAAAGGUUCCGCCAAAUUAUUUAUAAAUUUUGAAGAUUGCAAAUAUUCCUGGGAAGCAAUGAAGAAGGCACUCAAAGAAGAAUUUAGCACGAAAAUCGACAGCCAUGCAGUACAUCUGAAAAUGCGUCAACGUAAGAAAAGGCAUGAUGAAACCUAUCACGAAUAUUGUUACAAAAUGAUGGAAAUUGGAGCUCAGGUCAACAUGGAACCUAGUGCGGUAAUAGAAUAUAUUAUAGAAGGAAUUGAAGGAGACGAGGUAAACAAAUUGAUUUUAUACGGAUCAAAUAAUAUUCGCGAAUUAAAAUUGAGACUAGACACAUAUGAAAAAAUGAAACUAAAAUCUAAAUUAAUUAAUAAAACAGACUAUACUCUAAAGAAAACUUUUACAAAACAAACAGACACUGACAAAAUUAACAAAUGUUUUAAUUGUGGGUCAGAAGGCCAUAUGAGCAAAGAUUGUCCACUUAAAGAUAAAGGACCAAAAUGUUUUCAAUGUAAUAAUUAUGGACAUAAAGCAAACCAAUGUUCACACGAUAUUGGAAUUUCCAAAGAAAUUCGAACAUGUAAUGUACUUCAAACUAAUUCUCAAAAAUCGUACAAAACAAUCUCGAUAAAUGGGGAAGAAUUCAAAGCUCUAAUCGACACAGGGAGCGAAUUAAGUGUUAUUGGGGAAGAAAUUAUCAAAAAUCUAGAAAUACAAUUUAACAAAGAAAAAAUAACAAAAUUUUCAGGCAUAGGAUCAGGUGAUUCAUUUAUGUCUACUUUGGGUAUGGCUUCAGUAAAUUUGAAAAUUGAUAACGAACCCUUUAAAGUAAUUUUACAUGUUAUUUCGAAUCACGUGAUGAAAGAUAUUAUAGUAUUAGGCACGGACUUUUUGAACACAAUUGAAUUACAUUAUAAAGACGGAAAAAUAAAAAUUUCUAAAAUUAAAAAUACUUCUGACAAAAAUUAUAUAAAUCAAAUCGAUUAUAUCAACGAAACGAAUAAAAUUGAUCUUUCUUACAUAAAAAAUGAUAAAAUUCAAAACGAAAUUAAUAAUUUGUUAGAUGAUAAAAUAAUAAGAUCCACUACGUCAGACUACGCAAGUCCUAUUGUAAUCGCGACAAAGAAAAAUGUGUCUAAAAGAAUUUACAUCGACUAUAGUCAAUUAAAUAAAAAAGUUUAGAAAGUUCUUGAUUUUCGAACACCUGAGGGCAGGUGAAUUUAUCAGAAUGGCCGAGUGUAGUAUUAAUCACUUAACAAUUACUAAUUAAAUAUGUAACCGGAAUUGGCACGCAGAACAAAAGAGGAUCUGUUAAACAAAAUAUGAAUUAUAAUUAAACAAAAACUUAGUUGUCAUUCAGACAUCUGUCACGAUAGACGCAAAUGUAUGAAAACACUAUUUAAAAUAAAUACUAAUCAAGAGUUAAUUGAUC